AUAAAUCAUUUUAUUGUUGGCCUUUAUAGUGCCUUUCUACCGACCACUGCACUAUGCGGGAAGAUAAAUUCUGCGGAGUCAUGGAUCAAGACGAAAACAGCGCAAAAAGACCAAAACUCGUUCGAUGCGAAAAAGUCGGUUGGCUGAACAAGAAACUCCUGGUUUCAAAACUCUUUUACUUCUGCUACUGGGGUGCGGUUGGUUCGUUUUUUCCUUUGCUAGGCGUUUACUUCAAGCAGCUUGGAAUGAACCCGUAUCUUAGCGGGAUUUUAGUCGGAUGUAGACCGAUGGUGGAGUUUUUCAGCGCGCCAAUUCUUGGAUCACUGGCAGACAGGUUGGACAAGAGGAAAGUUCUGAUGAUCUUUUCGUUGAUGUGCUGGGUGUCAUUUACGUUUUCUCUAGCAUUUAUUAAACCUGCACCUGUAACGUGUCGCAAAUACUUUGUCUUGACUAAAAACGUUUCACAAAUAACAUCUGGAGAGACUAGCGAAGUAAAAAAGUUCCUCCAGCCGGCAACACCAAAGGAAAAGGAGCCAAAAUUUAAUGCGAAAAGCUCUUUAGUCUAUGACCCGGAUGGAGUUCAUCAGGUGUUCUUAGUGCUUCUAUUUCUGACCAUCAUUGGUGAGUUUUUUUCCGCGCCCGCCAUAACACUGGCGGAUUCUGCAACGCUUGGGGUGCUUGGCGAAAACAAGGAACUUUACGGGCGACAGCGGUUAUGGGGGAGCCUGGGAUGGGGUACCGCUAUGUUCCUUCUUGGCUUCGUCAUUGAUAGACUUCAAGGAGUGGAAAUGUGCGGAGAAAUAAUCAGCCAGAACUACACAGUGGGAUUCUACUUCUUUGUGGUUUUUAUGAGUUGUGCUCUGCUAGUAGCUACCCGAUUUUCAUUCAAAGGGAGUAGUGAUAGCUCAUCUAGCGAAAGGCAAGGAAGAGGAUUCGACCUUUUUAAGAUCCUGUUUUCGAUUCGAUACAGUGGCUUUUUGAUUGUCGUAUUCUUUAUGGGGUUUGGAAUCGGACUGAUCUUUACUUUUCUCUUUUGGCACCUCGAAGACCUCGGUGGUCCUCCGACACUGUUCGGGAUUGCUUCGCUAAUCGAUCACCUCUCGGAAAUCAUUUGCUACUUCCACGUCGGAAGACUAAUCAACAGCAUUGGCCACAUACCAGUAUUAUACAUCGGACUUGCGGGUAACUUUGUGAGAUUUCUGUAUAUCUCCUGGAUACAGAACCCUUGGCUUGUGUUACCACUAGAAGUUCUACAAGGGCUGACACACGCUGCUGUGUGGGCUUCAUGCACUAGCUACAUGGGAAGGAUUGCACCCCCUGGAUAUAGUACCUCAGCACAGGGAAUCUUACAGGGGGUACAUCAUGGUCUAGGGAGAGGGUGUGGGGCUAUAGUGGGGGGAGUAAUGAUCCAUCACUUUGGCACAAAUAAGACUUUUAGUCUUUACGGUAUAGCAUGUCUGGUAGUACUUGUGAUAUUUGGACUGCAACAAAAGGUACUAGGGCCUGAUGAACAAAUAACAAAGAGACCAAACACAUUAGAGGUCUCAGCCACAAAGGCUAAGAACAGUCCUACAGGUAUAGUACCAGAUAGCUCACCACCUUCAGUACUAGGACCUAUAGUCCCUGCACUCUUUGCAAAAAGAGGAGAUGAUGUUGAACCAAAGUUCAGAGUUGUUGGCCAACAUGUGCAACCACAACAAAAACAAACAACAAGCUAGCAGUCAGGAGAUCUGUGAAAAUAAGAUCUCAACAAAUCAGCUAUCUACAAAUCCACAUCUUUCAUCUAUACCUUAAUCUAUAUAUCUAUACCUAUAUCUAUAUGUUGCUCAAUCCCUAUAUUGCACCACUUGAUUGCAUUUUAACCAUGAAAACUCUACAUGAUUGCUUUGUUUCACUUGUUUACUCUUUAUGGACAUUUUUUUACUGCAUUCUUCUUUUGACAAAAUACAGUUCUAAUACUGCAAAGAAACUUUAUAAGAUAAUUAUUUGAUAUUAAAUAACAUAUAGUUGGGUGGGCACUCUCUCUCCUUCAGUUGUUUAUCAUCUUGUGUCAACUUAAAUAUAGCCAAACAUGACAAAUACUUGAAACCCAAAAGCAGCUGUUAUAACAAAAAGCAAAAAUAUUGAUGUUGAAUCAAAAAGCUGUCUAUAGUAAAUCAGUCCAUACCAGCAAACGAAUAGCAUUAUGAUAAUUAAAGGUACAAAGAGACGACUAACAUCAAGCUCCACUUCAGCAUCUCCAUUUGGGUGCUCAGGUUGGGAAACAUCAGAAAUUUGUGCGUGAACAACAGAGAGGUUUGUCACGCCAUAAAAUGAGAUAGUAGCAUUAUCAUCACCAAGAAGAUGUCCACUGAAAAUCAGACGCACUCUUUUUCCUUGGGAGAUUUCUUGAGAGAAACAUAGCCUAUAAAAACAAAUUGACAUCAUAAGUACAAUUUUGAUAGCCCCAGAUGAAAAAAAUACUGUGUUUAGAGUGUAGUGAUUGAAAAAUGUGUAAAUCAGGAAUGGAUUUGAACUAUCACAAUAAAACAAUUUCAAUAUGAUGUAAGCCAAAAUUUGUUCUUUUGUUGUCUUUCUGCAAUUUGGGAAAUAAAACACAGAAACCUAACAUGA
Nematostella vectensis (starlet sea anemone) is the source of this 2613-nucleotide messenger RNA. RefSeq names its product major facilitator superfamily domain-containing protein 6. The transcript has a single exon. NCBI's taxonomy places the organism in Eukaryota, Metazoa, Cnidaria, Anthozoa, Actiniaria, Edwardsiidae. Gene Ontology annotation, cellular component: membrane. The record is from RefSeq and is a predicted model, not a curated record. The coding region runs from base 54 to 1718 and encodes 554 amino acids.